AUGUCAAAACACCAUAGAAAUGAACCUCUUGUAAAACAGCUGUUGUGUGCCAAAGGAAAAGACAAAAAGUUAUUGUUAACUGAUCUUAGAAACAAAGGAAACAACCAGCACAAUGAAGAUGUGCUUAAAGCCAAGAAAGGAGAACUACUCCUUUCUCGCCGGUGCAAUGAGAAAAAAUUCAGUGUUUCCAACUAUGGACCUUGUCCAAAUUGUCUGUCUUGGAUUCUUUUAGCAAAUAUACAUAGACACAAGUGCACAACAAGUAAGAAAUCAGCUUCUGUACAUGUUUCAAAAGGAAAUCUCCUCAUUCAAAGUGCUGUAUUAGCAGGAAGGGUUACUGGAGAGGCUGACCAAACUUUGGUAAGGGAAGUGUUUCCAAUCAUGAAAGACUACAAAGUUGGUGUCUUGGCAAGACAGGACAGACUAAUUGUAGGUUUAGGAAAUCAGUGGAUGCGCCGUAACGUUGGUAACAAAUUAAUGCGGAAAUAUUAUGCCUCUGCAGUUAUGCGACUUGCCAGCAGGCUCCUAAUUCAGUUGAACAGCAUGGUAACUCCUGCCAGUGGAAAGGACCUUGAGUCAUACAUUCAUCCAAUGUAUUUCACUGAAAUUGCAAAAGCUACAUUAAAAGUUGCAAGACAAGAUGAGGAUGAUGAGGAGAAGAUUGAAGCCCCAUCUAAUGCCAUCAAAUUAGCAUAUGACUUAAAAAGAAUGGGAAAUCUAAAGCUUGCCAAUGCGAUUAAGCAAUGCGACAACAUAAAGAAAUCUGAGGCAAAGGAUUUCCUAAAAUUGAUGCAAUUAGAAUGGACAACAAAGCUGUCUAGAGUAGCAUUAGAAGAGAGGAAGCACUUGAAGAAUAAACCUCUACCUUUACCCGAGGAUGUCCAAAAGCUGGCGGUAUACUUGCGUUCUGAAAUGGAAAACUUCAACAUAGAAGACACUUCAUAUGAGAACUUUCGGAAUGGUGUUAUACUGGCUGAGGCUGGGCUUAUAACCUACAACAGACGGCGACCAGGAGAGAUCCAAGCACUGAGCUUGAUGGCCUAUGAAAACAGAAAGACAUGUAUUGAUGAAGUAUCUGAGGAGAUUGCACACAACCUGAGUUCCUUUGAGAAGAAACUGGUAGAAUCACAGGAUGUGAUUGAAAACAGAGGAAAGUGUGGCAAAUAUGUGCCAGUGAUAGUGCCAUCACACAUCAGAAGGAUUCUAAAAUAUCUAGCUGACCCAGGGAUAAGGAGGAAUGUGGGAAUUCCUUCCAAACCAUACAUAUUUGCAACUAACAAGUUGCUAGAAAACAGUAGAGAUCUUGGAGAGAUAGGUGGAGAUGCAGAAAAAGCAAGUUUGGAUCAAACAGAGGACAGCCGAGAAGAUGGAGAUUUCAUCCCAGACCUUCUAGAACAGAUUGAGGAGCCCACCAAAAGUAAACCAGACAAAAGGAAGGCGCCAACUUUAAAUAGGCACAAGUGGAUCUUUAAAGAGUUGGAAGAACUUAAGGAUGUUUUCAAGGAAUUCUUCAGAAAAGACAAAACCCCAGGCAAAAAACAUAUUGAAGAUGGAAAAAAGAGGAGGAUUAAUCUGGCGCUUGGACACAUCUAA
Ylistrum balloti is the source of this 1593-nucleotide messenger RNA. RefSeq lists its product as uncharacterized. The transcript is spliced from 5 exons. The record is from RefSeq and is a predicted model, not a curated record. Lineage: Eukaryota; Metazoa; Mollusca; Bivalvia; Pectinida; Pectinidae. The coding region runs from base 1 to 1593 and encodes 530 amino acids.